This is a messenger RNA of Hibiscus syriacus, 1709 nucleotides long. Its product is annotated as S-adenosylmethionine decarboxylase proenzyme-like. The coding region runs from base 513 to 1628 and encodes 371 amino acids. The transcript has 4 exons. NCBI's taxonomy places the organism in Eukaryota, Viridiplantae, Streptophyta, Magnoliopsida, Malvales, Malvaceae. Gene Ontology annotation, biological process: spermine biosynthetic process; spermidine biosynthetic process. Gene Ontology annotation, cellular component: cytosol. The record is from RefSeq and is a predicted model, not a curated record. Gene Ontology annotation, molecular function: adenosylmethionine decarboxylase activity.
UUACGAAAAUCAAAAAAAAAAAUUUCUCAGCGCCUCCUUUGAGUCUUGGGUUGAUUUCUUUCCGAUUAUUUCUGGGUUUAUUUUACUUUUUUUUGGAACCGGUGUUGAUCUAAAAGGGUUCAGGAAGAGGGUUUUCUCUCGGAGUGGUAACUGUUUCAGGUUUUGACUAGUUUUACAUUUGCUUAAUUUUAAUUUGGGUGGCUCUAUCGGGAAGAUUGAAUGAUCUAAUGGAGACCAAAGGUGGUAAAAAGAUUAAGUCCAGUAGUAGAUCCUUGUUCUAUGAAGCUCCUCUCGGUUACAGCAUCGAAGAUGUUCGACCUCACGGUGGAAUCAAGAAGUUCCGAUCUGCUGCUUACUCCAACUGUGUCCGAAAACCAUCCUGACUUCCCCUAAGUUCCCAGUAGUCCGAAAGCCUCAGUCUCACUGCGAUCAUAUCUAGUUUGUUUACUUGCCUGCUGCCUUAUUCUCUAGUUCUUCCUUCUUUCUCUGCUUGUUUACUUUAAUAGUCCAAGAUGGCCUUCCCUGUCUCUGCUAUUGGAUUUGAAGGCUACGAAAAAAGGCUUGAGGUGUCAUUUUUUGACCCUGGUUUCUCUGUUGAUCCUCGAGGGACGGGCCUCCGUGCCUUGUCCAAAGUACAACUGGAUGAAUUCCUAAAACCGGCUGAAUGCACGAUCGUUUCUUCACUGUCAAACGAUCAUGUUGAUUCUUAUGUCCUUUCUGAAUCGAGCCUCUUUGUUUACCCGUACAAAAUAAUCAUAAAGACUUGUGGCACUACUAAAUUACUCUUUGCAAUCCCUGCUAUUCUGAAGUUGGCCAACAGCCUUUCCCUUUCUGUACAAUCCGUGCGAUACACUCGGGGGAGCUUCAUAUUUCCCGAGGCUCAACCAUUUCCUCACCGUAACUUCUCUAAGGAAGCUGCGAUCCUUGAUCGCUAUUUUCCUAAGCUUCGUUCUGGUAGAAAGGCUUAUAUUAUGGGUGGCUCCGAUAAAACGAAGAAAUGGCAUGUUUAUUCUGCUUCUGCACGAAUGAGUAUUCAUUCAAAACCAGUGUAUACUUUAGAAAUGUGCAUGACCGGCCUGGACAGGAAGAAAGCUUCUAUGUUCUACAAAACUCAUGCAAGAUCAGCAGCUUUGAUGACCGAGCAUUCUGGUAUUCGAAAGAUUCUUCCGCAGUCUCAGAUAUGCGAUUUCAAGUUCGACCCUUGCGGAUACUCCAUGAAUUCGAUUGAAAAGGAUGCGAUUUCAACGAUUCAUGUCACUCCGGAAGAUGGUUUCAGUUAUGCUAGUUUCGAGGCAUCCGGUUAUGACCUGGAGGCUCUGAAUGCGAAUCAAUUGAUUGAGAGGGUCUUGGCUUGUUUCAAACCGACCGAGUUCUCUGUAUCUUUACAUGUCAACAUGAACGGAGAUGAUCUUGGAUGUAGAAUCCCAUGUUCUGUGAACGGAUACUGUUGCGAGAAAAGGAGCUUUGAACUGCUCGGGAAUGGCGGUUCGGUCAUUUACUACAGCUUUGUCGGUGCCGAUCUGUGCGUGUCUCCGAGGUCGAUUCAGGAAUGGUGCAGGUGGAGGGAGGAUGACGAUGAGCAAAUUGUUGGGGUGAGGCCUGUACCCCACCUUUUGAGUGCUUUGUAGCUUUGGAUUCAACAAGUUGAACUGAAAUUUUAGUACUUGUGUUUUGUUUUAAUAAAUAUGUGUUGAAUAAAUGAAUUUCUG